CUGUUCUCCUUCUCCACCAUUUUGCCCAAAAUGUCCGCUCCGAAGCUCUUACUAUCAAAACUCCUUCGUCGACGUCGAUACACACACACUCUCUCUUCAUUUUCUAUCUCUUCUUCACUUUCGCUCUUCACACCAUCGCACCACAAUACAGACGCACCUCACAAUCACGGAACCAAAACCUUCCAACACAAUCUUCACUUCCCAUCGUCCAUUGGACCCUAUAGUUUCUUCUACUCUCGCUCUUUCUCAACUCGUGAUGACUCAGAUUACGGAGGAGUCAAUCUUAGUGAUGACUCAGCGGCGACUCAGUCCGAGGAGAUCUUGGACCCAGGGCUUGGUGGUGGUCAGGAAAUUGCAGAGACAGUGGCUGGAGCUUCAGAGUCUAUUCUUCCGGUUCGUGCUGUUAUUUCGUUGCUUGAUGGAUACCAUGAUCUCACUGGCUUGCCUUGGUGGAUAAUAAUUGCUUCCUCCACUUUGGCUCUCAGAAUCACAUUGUUCCCUAUUCUUAUCUUGCAACUUCGUAAGUUACAAAGGAUUGCAGAACUGUUCCCAAAAUUGCCUCCUCCAUUACCACCACCUCUGUCAGGAAGGAGUUACAUCGACCAUAUUUCAUUCUUCCUUAAGGAAAAGCGAGCGGUUGGAUGCCCUUCUUAUUUAUGGUUCCUUGCAUUCUUCUCCGUCCAGGUCCCAUGCUUUUUCUUGUGGAUGGCAAGUAUCCGAAGGAUGUCGCUGGAUCAUCAUCCUGGGUUUGAUUUUGGUGGAACUCUAUGGUUCCAGAACCUGACUGAAUUACCUCAUGGCAUUGUUGGCUCCAUCUUUCCUUUACUGAUAGCUGGUUUGCAUUUUGUUAAUGUUCAGAUUUCUUUUCGGUCAUCUUCCAUUGGAAAAGCGAAUGGCUUGUUCGGCUUAUUAGCCAAAUAUUACAAGUACUAUUUGGAGAUCUUGACACUACCCAUAUGUUUUACUGGAUUUUUUGUUCCUCAGGGAAGCUUAGUCUACUGGCUUACCAACAGUACUCUAACUCUUGUUCAGCAAUUAUCUCUCAACCAUCCUGGUGUUCGCAAGAGUUUGGGGCUACCUGCGAAGGGUGAACCAGCCAAAGCUGCAAAUCGUGAAGAAAAGGAUACACCUGGAACAACACUAUUAGAUCCACCAAGGAACCAGCAGAAAAUUUCAGUACAAAACCUAUCCCCUCCAGAAUUACUUCGACUUUCAAUCCAACUAUUAGCAAAAGGGCAUAAAGAUAGAGCAAUUCCAUUGCUACGACUGGCACUUGACAAGGAUCCUGAUUACGUGAGAGCCUUGGUUGUUAUGGGGCAGACACUAUUGCAAAUGGGACAGCCAGUAGAGGCUACUGAAUUCUUAGAACGUGCUAUCUCCAAGCUCUUCCUUAUUGGCCAUCCAACAGAAGUUGAGGAGGUCGACCUCUUGAUUCUCGCAUCUCAGUGGGCCGGUUCUGCCUAUGUACGGCAGGGAAAAGUUGCAGAUGGAAUUAUACACCUACAAAGAAUAGCACAUCUGAAAGAGCCGGAGGAUUCAAAGAGCAAAGCUCAUUAUUACGAUGGGUUGCUGAUGCUUUCAAGUGCUUUGUAUGGCGAAGGUCGUAAAGUUGAGGCUGCGAAAUAUUUGCGCUUGGCCGCUGCUUACAAUCCUGCUUAUAAUGAGUACUUGGAACAAUGUGAAAAGGAGGAGGACAAUUUUGUAAGUGAUCUUGUUAGCAGUAGGAGAAGAGAUUACUGACUCCCACUAUUCCUUAAAUGAAAUUAAUUUUUUUUCAUUCUUUUCAUCUCAACUUUCUAUAUAUUGUAAUUGAUUUGUAUCUGUAAUAAACUUGACCAUGAAUAAAUUUUGCUUUUUAUAUGAUAUGAUAUAUACAAAUUUUCAA
This is a messenger RNA of Cornus florida, 1885 nucleotides long. RefSeq names its product ALBINO3-like protein 2, chloroplastic. Gene Ontology annotation, cellular component: mitochondrial inner membrane. Gene Ontology annotation, biological process: protein insertion into mitochondrial inner membrane from matrix; mitochondrial respiratory chain complex IV assembly. The transcript has 14 exons. NCBI's taxonomy places the organism in Eukaryota, Viridiplantae, Streptophyta, Magnoliopsida, Cornales, Cornaceae. The coding region runs from base 31 to 1740 and encodes 569 amino acids. The record is from RefSeq and is a predicted model, not a curated record. Gene Ontology annotation, molecular function: protein binding; membrane insertase activity.